AUGAUUGGAUGUAUCAUCUCGUGUUUGUUAACUUUUGAGCUCAUAUGCAUUCGUGAGUUCGCCGCGUCGCGAGCCUCGGGGAGGAGUGAGACGAUUACAAGUGAAACCAACUAUAGCAUACCAAACAGCAACUUGGCAGAGCGGACGUCAGUAUCGGAUCUCGUUGGACCGACGGAAAAGGCAUUCAAAUCGCAAGACGCGACACUCACGGACCGAAACCAAUCGUCACGGUCCCCGUACAACCAAUCUCCGCAAACUUCAAGUGGUGACCAAGACCGGAAGUCGCCAAGGCUUUAUUUGUCCCGCGCAAUCAUCGCCACCAUGAGUCAGCAUUCGCAAGUCAAGAACAAUAAACGCUUGAAUGUAACAAACUCAACCCAUAACUACGUGGAUGUCGAGACAGUUACUUUCAAGGAUGAGAAACCGCAAAAAAGAGUGGGAACAAAUCCCGUUACGCUGUUGAACGAUAAGCCCGUAAGCUUCCAAGAAAAAAAUGCUUUUUUGAGACUACAAUGGGCGACCUUAUUACCUACCCGACUGCAG
This is a messenger RNA of Iphiclides podalirius (scarce swallowtail), 543 nucleotides long. Lineage: Eukaryota; Metazoa; Arthropoda; Insecta; Lepidoptera; Papilionidae. The record is from the annotation of a GenBank genome assembly.